Eucalyptus grandis is the source of this 1325-nucleotide messenger RNA. Its product is annotated as putative pre-16S rRNA nuclease. NCBI's taxonomy places the organism in Eukaryota, Viridiplantae, Streptophyta, Magnoliopsida, Myrtales, Myrtaceae. The transcript has 7 exons. The record is from RefSeq and is a predicted model, not a curated record. Gene Ontology annotation, biological process: rRNA 5'-end processing. The coding region runs from base 179 to 862 and encodes 227 amino acids.
GUUUCCACUCGAUUGCUCCUCUGCAGGUUCAAUCUCUCUCCUCUCUCUCGGCCUAUCUCGACGGCGUGACCCAUCUCCCGCCGGCGGCAAUUCGCUUCGUUUCCGGCGGCCACGCCCCGACCAGCCAGCGCCGCCGCCGCCGCCGCCGCCGCAGCAGGGCUCACUUUCCUAAACUCGGAUGGCCGUUCCAAUUGCAGUUACAAAGCCUGCUCCGCUCGCGCGUGCAAUUCUUGUGAAGGACCCGAGUUCCGUGUACUCUCUUCGAUGCCCCUCGGUCUACUUGUGCCACUGCAAUCCCAAAAGAAAGGAACUUCCAUUCCCCCCUAAUGCCCUUCGCCGUAAGACUGAUCCAAAGUGGCGAGGAGGGUUCUCCCUCGGUCUAGAUUUGGGAUUGUCUCGCACCGGUGUUGCUCUUAGCAAAGGCUUUUGUUUUCGCCCUCUGACGGUUUUGGAGCUGCGAGGACAGAAGCUUGAGUUGCGGCUUCUCGACAUUGCAGAAAAAGAGGAGGCGGAUGAAUUCAUCAUUGGGCUUCCUCUAUCUUCUGAUGGAAAAGAGACUAUUCAGUCUAAUAAAGUUCGCAGCGUUGCUGGAAGACUUGCAGCUCGAGCUGCGGAGAGGGGUUGGAGAGUAUAUCUGCAGGAUGAGCAUGGCACAUCAGCUGAAGCCGCUUGCCAUAUGAUCAACAUAGGUGUCCAGCAGUCCACUCGGCAAAAAAAGGCUGAUGCCUAUGCCGCCAUGAUGGUCCUGGAAAGAUAUUUCUCUUUGUCGGGAGAGGAAGCUGAAUUAGUUUUGCCCAAGAGUCUAGAUUUGCAAGAGAAAUUACGGAGGGCUCCAUCCGAGGACAGCGACUUCUCUGAAUAAGUCAUUCAUUGGCUAUCACAGUAACACCGACACCAAAUGCUACGCCUUUCGAAGCAGGACAUCCAUAAUAAUGGAUUAAUAUAAAAGCAAGGAAAUCAGCAGUAUCAGGAAGGUCGUCGAUGAGCCUUUGUCCUGUUUCGACAGAAACGAAACUAUGUAUUCUUGGACUUGUUUCUCCGGAAGUUCAAUGUGCUUUUUUGAAGAUGGUCUUGAGUUGCCUUUAUCUGCAGGCUGGGAUGGUACUUGAUGCCAUUUAAAGGGGGCAGGCUGGGAAGACUUGAAGUUUAUAGAGUUCCUGAACUGACGAAUUCAUACCGAAAUUGUAUGAUCGAAGCAUUUCAAGCUCAAAUCAGUUAUGAGGUUGUGAAAGAGUUUUUUUGUUUUUGUUUCCAGAUACAGAAGAUUCUUCGUGUAGCGAGAAAAUUGAGUGAGAAAUUCAUUGCGCAUUUCUUUCUCUCUUUGA